This is a messenger RNA of Cicer arietinum (chickpea), 573 nucleotides long. RefSeq lists its product as uncharacterized. Lineage: Eukaryota; Viridiplantae; Streptophyta; Magnoliopsida; Fabales; Fabaceae. The record is from RefSeq and is a predicted model, not a curated record.
AUGGGCAUUACACAAACAGCUGGUGAUGUUGCGAGUGGUUUGAAUGUGUUUAAUGAAAUGGUUCAACGAGAUGUUCCGGCUUGGAACGCGACAAUCACUAAUCAGAUGAAAGCCAAUGGAGAAGUGAUGAUUGAGGUGGUGAUCGUUGAAAAGAUUAUAAGGACACUAACACAAAGAUACAAUCACAUAGUGGUGGCAAUUGAAGAAUCAAAGAAUCUUGAUACAAUGAAGUUGGAAGAUCUGCAAAGCUCCCUAGAAGCUCAUGAAUUAAGGCAUGGAGGAGGUGAAAAGGGAAAUCAUAUUGCAGACGACAACACAAUAACAGCUGAAGGAGUUGGCAAGAUCUUGAUUCAAAUAAGGGAUGGAAAAAAAUAUUUCAUAUGUGAUGUGUUGUAUGUGCCAAAUAUGAAGAACAAUCUGUUAAGCCUUGAACAAUUGUUGGAGAAAGGAUACUCUAUGAAUAUGGAGAAUGAAAAAAUUAAGAUGUUUGAUAGUGCAAAUAGGCUUAUCUUGAAGGAACCACUGUCCAAGAACAGAACCUUCAAGAUUGAGAUCCAGAUCAAUGAAAAUUAG